This is a messenger RNA of Lasiodiplodia theobromae, 1773 nucleotides long. Its product is annotated as Kelch repeat protein. Gene Ontology annotation, molecular function: protein binding. NCBI's taxonomy places the organism in Eukaryota, Fungi, Ascomycota, Dothideomycetes, Botryosphaeriales, Botryosphaeriaceae. The record is from RefSeq and is a predicted model, not a curated record. Bases 1 to 1773 code for a protein of 590 amino acids. The transcript has 2 exons.
AUGGUCCAUUUUCCCUAUACAGGGUCACGGCGGAUAGCCAGUGCCCUCCUCGCAAUAGCACAGCUAAGCACCAUCAUCGAAGCGUCACCGUUCUCACUCCUUCCGCAAAAUGAAUCACCCGCAGACCGCUUCUCCCUCGAGCGGCGCCAAAGCGACGUCCCCAGCUCCUCCAACUUCAUCCGCCGCGCCCUGCACGGCUCGACCGUCGUCGGCAACCGCCUCUACAUCGACGGCGGCGAGAUCGCCCAGUACGUCGACGGCAACACGGACACGCAAAUGUCGCGCGUCAACAACCAGACCCUCUCCAUCGACCUCAGCACCUCCUGGUCCAACUCGUCCGUCCAAAUUUCUGCCCUCGACAAGAACGGCGCCCCGGUCUUCAACUUCCCGGGCCUGUGGUCUGACGGCACCAGCGCCUUCUACCUCUUCGCCGGCGAAGUCUCGCCCGUCGCAGGCGAUAACGCCACGACGCCCAACGUCGCCGUGUGGAAGUUCAGCAGCACCCCCUCCGGCGACGGGUCGUGGGAGCAGCUGGCGACGUCGGACCCGCAGGUCUUCAACCAGCUCACACGCCCCGCGAACGCGCUCGUCGCAUCCGGCGGUGGCAAGGGGUUCGUCCUCGGCGGCUACGAGUCCGGCAGGACGGAUCCGGACUCUCACGACGCCGACACGCCCGUGCCGGGCCUCGUGUCGUUCGACUGGGAGAGCGGGGCGUGGAGCAACGAGUCCGCGACGCCGUUCACGACGUACGGCACCGCCGUGUCGGGCCAGAUGCACUUCGUGCCGACGUUUGGGGAGGGCGGGUUGUUGAUGAUGUUUGGCGGAGAGAGCACGACGCCGACGACGUGGGAUGAGAAGUCCGGACAGCUGCAGUUUAAUAAUGUUACUAUGUACGAGCCGGAGACUGGGUCGUGGUAUUCGCAGACGACGACGGGCGAGGCGCCGGGGGUGAGGGAGCUGUUUUGCGUGGUGGGGGCGGCGGGGAAGAAUGGGACGUAUGAGAUAUUUGUCUCUGGAGGCUGGGACGCAUUCCAGGAAACCUGCUACGAGGACAUGUACAUCCUCUCUCUCCCCGGCUUCCACUGGUUCAAAGCGCCGAACGUCUCGGGCGGCCCCCGUGCCUUUCACACCUGCAACGUCAUCGGAAACCGGCAGAUGGUCAUCAUCGGCGGCGUCAACUACAAGUUGGGCAUUCCAGGCGAUUGGAAGGAUCCGGACCCUUGGAGCCAGGGCAUCGGCAUCUUCGAUAUGACAAAGCUGAGUUGGAGUUCGGGCUACGAUGCCGACGCUGCGGCGUACGAGUCUCCGGACAGAGUGAAGAGCUGGUACAGCCAAGGGAAUGGCGAUAAUGUUGGAUGGACCAAUAACAAGGUCCGCGCGCUGUUUGCCUCUACCAAUGGGAACAGUGGUUCGAACAAUGGUGGCAGCAACACAAGCGGAAGUGGCAGGAGAAGAUCGAAAUCGUCCAGCAACACAGGCGCUAUCGUGGGUGGCGUGGUGGGUGGUGUUGCCGGCCUCGCUUUGAUCGCUGGUGCAGUGUGGCUGUUCAUGCGGAAGCGGAAGGGGAACGCUGCUGGUGCUGGUACGGGAGGAGAGAAAGACAGUGCUGGUGCUGGUGGAGGAUACGCAUACCAGCAAGCACCGCCGUAUGAGGUACCAGCUGAAACGGCGGGCCAAGGCCGGGCAGAAAGCCCGAAGAGGACGCCUGAGCUGCCGGCGGGGGGUAAUAAUGAAGUGCAUGAGUUGGCUGGAACGCCAGGAAUGGGGAAGUAA